GGCUGCUCUUGGUCUGUUAUAUUUGUGGAUUUUGAUGCCCAUAACCGUAACAGACAGACUCUCUGUUCAUUGCUACCCCGAGAGUCAAGGUCUCAUAAUACUGAUGCAGCUCUUUUGCCCUGUCUUAGUUAUCCUGCAUUUGCUUUGGAUGAUGAGGUUUUGUUCAGUCAAACACUAGAUAAAAUUAUUAGAAAAUUGAAAGGAAAAUAUGGGUUUAAAAGAUUUCUGAGAGAUGGGUACAGAACAGCGCUAGAGGACAAAACACGACGUUAUUAUAAACCAGCAGAAAUUAAGCUUUUUGAUGGCAUUGAGUGUGAAUUCCCUCUGUUUUUUAUUUUCAUGAUAAUUGAUGGAGUUUUUAGAGGAAAUCCUGCACAAGUAAAGGAGUAUCAGGAUCUUCUGGAACCUUUGCUUCAGCAUACAUCUGAAGGGUGUCCUGUUGUACCCAAGUAUUACUAUGUGCCAGCUGAUUUCGUUGAACUGGAAAAGAAGAACCCGGGCAGUCAGAAGCGGUUUCCUAGUAACAGUGGACGCGAUGGGAAGUUUUUCUUGUGGGGGCAGGCAGUUUACAUCAUUGCAAAACUGCUGGCUGACAAAUUAGUAAGUCCUAAAGACAUUGACCCUAUCGGACGUUAUAUACCUCCACAAGAUCAGCGGAACGUUAGCAUGAGAUUUUCAAAUCAGGGUCCUUUAGAAAAUGAUUUGGUAGUACACGUGGCCCUGAUAGCAGAAAGUCAGCGCCUUCAAGUUUUUCUGAACACAUAUGGAAUUCAAACUCAGACCCCGCAGCAGGUGGAACCAAUUCAGAUAUGGGCUCAAAAAGAACUCGUCAAAGCUUACUUCCAUUUGGGAGUCAAUGACAAAUUGGGAUUAUCUGGAAGACCAGACAGGCCUAUAGGAUGCCUUGGAACAUCAAAGAUUUAUCGAAUCCUGGGAAAGACUGUAGUUUGCUACUCUAUCAUUUUUGAUCUAAGUGAUUUCUACAUGUCUCAGGAUGUUAUGAUGUUGAUUGAUGACAUUAAGAAUGCACUGCAGUUCAUUAAGCAGUACUGGAAAAUGCAUGGUCGUCCACUGUUUGUCGUACUUAUCCGUGAAGACAAUAUAAGAGGGAGCAGAUUCAAUCCAAUACUAGAUAUGCUGGCAGCCUUUCGAAAGGGAAUUGUUGGAGGAGUGAAAGUUCACGUUGACAGAGUACAGACAUUAAUAUCUGGAGCAGUUGUUGAACAACUUGACUUCCUAAGAAUCACUGAAACAGAAGAGGCUCCUGUAUUUAAGAGUUUGGAGGAGUUGGAUCUUCCAAAACACUCAAAAGUCAAGAGACAGUCUAGUACUCCAAAUGCAUCUGAACUUGAGCAGCAACCAGAUGUAAAUAUUAAUGACUGGAAAAACAAGUCAACAUAUGAGAUCCUACAGAAACUUAAUGACUGCAAUUGCCUGGCAAGUCAAGCAUUACUCUCGAGUAUAUUGCUUAAAAGGGAAGGACCGAAUUUUAUCACCAAGGAAGGUACUGUUGCUGAGCAUAUUGAAAGAAUCUAUAGACGAGCUGGCAGCAAAAAGCUCUGGUCUGUUGUGCGCUUCGCAGCAAGUCUUUUAGGUAAACUAGUGGACAGCCUUGCACCAUCUAUUACUAAUGUUUUAGUUCAGGGCAAGCAGGUGACACUUGGAGCUUUUGGCCAAGAGGAAGAAGUUAUUUCUAAUCCCUUAUCCCCAGCAGUGAUUAAGAACAUCAUCUAUGAAAAAUGUCAUUUACAAGAUGAAAGAGAAGCUGUAGUUAAGCAGGAACUUGUCAUACAUAUUGGCUGGAUCAUCUCAAAUUCACCUGAACUUUUCAGUGGCAUGCUGAAGAUACGGAUUGGGUGGAUUAUCCAUGCUAUGAAGUAUGAACUGAAGAUCCGUGCUGGGGAUAUGCCAGCCAAGGACUUAUACCAGAUGUCCCCUAGUGAAGUGAAGCAGCUUCUGCUGGAUAUUCUUCAGCCACAGCAGCAGGGGAGAGGCUGGCUAAACCGAAGACAGAUAGAUGGUUCUCUCAAUCGAACGCCUGCUGGAUUCUAUGAUCGGGUGUGGCAGAUCUUGGAGAGAACCCCUAAUGGUUUAAUAGUGGCAGGGAAAUUUUUACCACAGCAACCAACCUUAUCGGAUAUGACGAUGUAUGAAAUGAAUUUUUCCCUUCUAGUAGAAGAUAUGCUGCAAAAUAUCGACCAGCCGGAAUACAGGCAAAUUAUUGUAGAGUUGUUGAUGGUUAUAUCUGUUAUUUUGGAGAGAAAUCCUGAGCUAGAGUUCCAGGACAAAGUGGACUUGGACAAAGUGGUGCAAGAAGCAUUUCAUGACUUUCAGAAAGAUCACAGCAGUUCAAAGGGAGCUGAAAAACAAAAUGACAUGACUGCUUUCUACAACACCCACCCAAUUGGAAAAAAAGGAACAUGCAGCUACUUGAGUAAGGCUGUGAUCACUUUACUGCUGGAAGGGGAAGUGAAAGCAAGCAAUGAUGAUCCUUGUACCGUUAGCUAAAGCCUGAAACACAACAUAGGAAUUCUUGCUUUAUUUUGUGUUCUAUGUAUUUUUCAUGCAUAUAUUAAAAUACUGUUUUGAAGAGUAACCCUGGCUAGUAAUACCAAUGCAUACUAUCCUUUGCUGAAAGAAGUGCCAUUAAAGAUGAUACUAAGUGCCACCUAAUUUCUUCCUUUCUCAACUAUGCAGCAUGAAACUGAGCACAUGAAGCUAGUCCUAUGAUAGCUGAUCAAGUUGUAUGGGAUUGUGUUUAUGAUCUUAAAUUACACAUUUAACAUAGUUGGUAACUUCAAGAGAAAUGCAGUAUGAGAUUUUGUCUUUAUACCUCUAUUUAUCUGUAAUUGCAAACAAGUUUAUUGUAAAUUCUAAAUGAAAAUCAGAAAAAUACUAUAAUUAACAUGUAUACCAAUCAGUGUGGAAAUAUGAAAAUUUGAUUUUUUUUUUAAAUUCUACACACAAAUUGGAGGUGAAGGUUAAAUAUUUG
This is a messenger RNA of Phaethon lepturus (White-tailed tropicbird), 2992 nucleotides long. RefSeq names its product phosphorylase kinase, beta (gene PHKB). The transcript is spliced from 23 exons. Gene Ontology annotation, molecular function: calmodulin binding. Gene Ontology annotation, cellular component: phosphorylase kinase complex. The record is from RefSeq and is a predicted model, not a curated record. The annotation marks the transcript as partial. Gene Ontology annotation, biological process: glycogen metabolic process. NCBI's taxonomy places the organism in Eukaryota, Metazoa, Chordata, Aves, Phaethontiformes, Phaethontidae.